UCUGUAGCUAUCUACCAACCUUCCUUUUUCUUCUCAAAUUCUCAUCCUCCGCUUGAGUCUUGCCUUCUCGCCCCCAAAUUUUCUUCGCCGGCGACCACCACCUUGCCGGCGAUCUUCACCCUCCCUUCCAUCGAAGUACGUUUUCCAGAAUUUUUCUUCUUCAUUCUCCCGUUUAUCCGUGCGGCCCUGCCUUUCUUCUCCUGCUCCCCACGGCCUGCGCGCGCGUUCUCUCUCUCUCUCCUCUCCCCCUUUCUCUCGGUCUCUCCGCCAGUCUCCGGGCGACCGCGCCGCUUCUCCCGUUUCUCCGUGCGGUCGCGCUUUUCUUCUCCCAUUCCCCCCGGCGUGUUCUCUCUCUCUGUCUCUCGGGGCGACGGCUGGAGUACCGCGCCGCCGCAGCGGCCUCCCUACGACAGGUGUCGAGUCUCCAUCGGGCGCCAUGUCUUCUUCGUGCCCUUCACUGGCGACGAGCACUACCAGGUGUGCAUGUGUACACCCAUGUCCUUUACUGGGUCCGCCACCGCCCCUCUGUACUCCUAUACGCUUAGCCUGUUUUUAAGUUUGUAUUUGUAAUUCUAGGGUCUGGAGGGAAGCAUAGAUCUUAAGAGGGGUGAAAUUUGGUUGUAAUUUCUGAGAAUUUCAAGAGGACAAGGGUACGGAGGUAGUUUUGGAGGGAUUUGUGAGCAAAGCUUCAGAAAUUUGAGGUUGGAGGUAACCAUGGUGGGGAAGGAGCUGGUGGUGAAAAGGAAUGGCCCUGUUGACAUACGUGAGAUUGCUGCGAAGGCGACGCUCCGGGAGGUGCGGCAGAGUGGGCACACCUAUGUUGAACUACGGCGUGUUGGGAAGCGUGUCAUCUUCUUCUGCACGAUCUGCCUCACUGAGUGCUUCAGCGACAACGUGCUGUUCGACCACCUCAAGGGAAACCUGCACUCCCGGCGUUAUGCUGAGGCCAAGGUCACACUGUUUGGGCCCAUGCCGUGGCCAUUUAAUGAUGGCGUGCUCUUCUUCAACAACUCGCGUGAGAAAGAUCCGCUCCUGCUGGACUCAAGCUCGCAGAGCACCAGAGAGCUUGCUCUGGUUCCACGGCCUGAGGUUUCGCGGAAUGAUACUGAGGUGACAUCAAAGUUGAGAGAUGGUUCAAGCUCCUGUAAUGGUGUGAAAGGUGCACGCAAUGGUGGAAAAGGCCGUGCUAAUUGUAGAGGUGCUGCUGUAUCUGAAGAUCGAGCGCUUUCAAACCGUGGAACGGAUGGUCCUCUUGUUAUUCCUGGUGUAUUGCUGAGGGACGUUGUUUCAGACUUGCCUGUGCAUCUUUUGGGCUCUGGAAAUAUUUCGUACAGGAUCUGUGAAGCUAGCAAGAACUGCAAGAAGAUAAGCAAGAUCUGGUGUGCUUGGGUAGGACAAGAAGGCUCCCAUGGUUCUGAGAGUUGUAACACUUAUGAGCAAUCUGGGUUUGCCAUAGUCAACUUCUCUUAUACUUAUGAUUUGGGCAGGAAAUGGUCUUCUGAUGAACAAGACCUUUCUAUAAUCUCUGCUGGAUCUUUCUUUGUAAUUGAUGAUGCUGGACAUCGUGGAAAGCGAAUGAAAAAAUCAUUCUCUGAUCAAGAGGCAUCUUCAGAAGAGUCAAACGGUCAGAACAGCUCCCCACAGGGCAGUAGCCAAGCUAUUGUGACUGGUUCCCCAACAGGUACCUCACACAAUCUUCAAGUUGGCCUCUUAUCAAGUAAGUCAGCAAGGAGAGAGUUGAGGGAGCAGAAGCGCAUAGCAGCUGAGAAAGUGUGUGAUAUUUGCGGCCGACCAAUGCUCCCUGGAAAGGAUGUUGCCACCUUGCUGAACUGCAAUACAGGAAACCUAGCUUGCAGCAGUAGAAAUUCAAGUGGGGCUUAUCAUCUAUUCCACACUUCCUGCCUUUUGCACUGGACUAUAUUGUGCCAAUAUGAGAUGCUGAAUGACCAAAUAGCUAGCAAGGGGAAGAGCAAUCGAGGAAGGAAGGCAAAGAAUGCACCUAAGAAAAGCAAAAUAACAUCCAUAGUGUGCCCAGAAUGUCAGGGUACUGGAAUUCACGUCAACGGAGAAGAACUUGAGAAGCCAAGCAUUUCUUUAUCCGAGAUGUUUCGCUUUAAGAUGAAAGCCAUUGAAGCUCACAAAGCAUGGCUGAAGAGUCCUGAAGUGCUUGAAAACUGUUCCACUGGGCUUCAUUUCCCCUCAGAACAUGUGGAGAACUCUGAGGUAGAUUCAGAGGCACACUGUUCACAGUGUUCUGGGGCGGCGGCCGUGCACUUCUGGGCGUCCUGGUGCGAGGCGUCCAAGCAGAUGGACGAGGUCUUCGCGCACCUCGCCGUCGAUUUCCCCCACGCGGCCUUCCUCCGGGUUGAAGCUGAAGAACAACCUGAAAUAUCAGAGGCACAUGGAGUGUCAGCGGUGCCAUAUGUUGUUUUCUACAAGGAAGGCAAAAUUGUCGAUACUUUGGAGGGAGCAAACCCAGCCAGCCUAGCCAAUAAGGUUGCAAAAGUAGCUGGGCCUGCUAGUGUUGCUGAGUCUGCUGUACCUGCUAGCCUCGGAGUUGCUGCUGGGCCUGCUGUACUUGAAAACAUCCAAAAGAUGGCACAACAAAAUGGUUCUUCUGCUGCUGAAAGCACAAACUCUGGUAGCAAGGAAGAUGCAUUGAAUAAGCGAUUGGAGCAGCUUGUCAAUUCCCAUCCUGUGUUUUUAUUUAUGAAGGGAACCCCAGAACAACCAAGGUGUGGCUUCAGCCGUAAAGUGGUUGACAUUUUGAAGCAGGAAGGAGUCAAAUUUGGGAGUUUUGACAUUCUUACAGAUAAUGAUGUUCGUGAAGGUAUGAAGAAGUUCUCCAACUGGCCCACUUUCCCUCAACUCUACUGCAAAGGUGAGCUGCUUGGUGGAUGUGAUAUUGUUAUCGCUAUGCAUGACAGUGGUGAAUUGAAGGAUGUUUUUGAGGAGCACAAUAUUCCCCUCAAACCACAGGGAAGCAAAAAUGAAGAAGCAGGUGAACCUGGAUCUGCAACUGAUAAGGGUGGUGCAGUUGCUGAACCAAUCAGGCUUACUGAUGCCCAGAAAGCUCGUUUGGAAAGCCUUAUUAAUUCCAGCCCAGUGAUGGUAUUCAUCAAAGGUACACCUGAGGAACCAAAGUGUGGGUUUAGUGGGAAGUUGCUUCACAUACUUAAGCAAGAGAACAUUCCUUUCUCCAGUUUUGACAUUCUCUCAGAUGAUGAGGUUAGACAGGGGCUUAAGGUCUUCUCAAACUGGCCCAGUUACCCUCAACUGUACAUAAAAGGUGAACUGGUUGGCGGCUCAGACAUAGUGAUGGAGAUGCAUAAGAGUGGUGAGCUGAAGAAGGUCCUGUCUGAGAAAGGGGUUAUUCCAAAAGAAAGUCUUGAGGACAGAUUGAAGUCUCUGAUUUCCUCUGCACCGGUGAUGCUUUUCAUGAAGGGCACUCCAGAUGCUCCUCGUUGCGGCUUCAGUUCAAAGGUUGUGAACGCCUUGAAGAAGGAAGGGGUCAGCUUUGGGUCCUUUGACAUCUUAUCUGACGAGGAAGUUAGACAAGGUUUGAAGACAUACUCCAACUGGCCAACCUUCCCCCAGCUCUACUACAAAUCAGAGCUGAUUGGGGGCUGUGAUAUAAUUCUUGAGAUGGAGAAGAGCGGAGAGCUGAAGUCAACCUUGUCAGAGUAGACACCUAGCAUUCUUGCCUCGCUGGUGUUUCUAUCAUAUUGCCUGCCUGCAUUGGAUCACUCUACUAUGACAUUUAUGCCAAUGUAUUCAUAGAUCCACGUUUGGUACUUGUCUGCAGUGCCACAUUGCUAGAAUUGUGACACCUGCAGAAGGAAUAACUUGAGACGCUUGUUCGGUACUGAUUGCUCUUAUAUCACCAGUUCUAUUUAGCGGAUGGAAGCUUUUUUGUUCGGGUAUUGUCACGAUUUAUAGAUGGAUGAAUUAAAAUCUUUAGAGUAUUUAUUA
Molecule: messenger RNA, 3972 nt
Organism: Sorghum bicolor (sorghum)
Lineage: Eukaryota; Viridiplantae; Streptophyta; Magnoliopsida; Poales; Poaceae
Product: monothiol glutaredoxin-S11
Exons: 7
Coding region: 715-3687 (990 amino acids)
Source: RefSeq, a predicted model, not a curated record